Messenger RNA from Ilex paraguariensis (yerba mate), 270 nucleotides. The record is from the annotation of a GenBank genome assembly. Lineage: Eukaryota; Viridiplantae; Streptophyta; Magnoliopsida; Aquifoliales; Aquifoliaceae.
AUGGCUGCCACGUUCUCUCCGUCAUCUAAGGCUCAGCCCAAGAAUGUGAGCCCUAGUAAAACCAAUGGGCUUAAUGGGAUUCUCCUCGGGCCCACCAUCUCCGUGGUAAGCCCAGUUAGAGUUUUGCAUGUCUUCACGCAUCAUGUGGAAGCCAGAGCUGGAUGUAGAGUGGUCUCUGCUGUGAGUGAUGGAUCCUGUGUUAGGCUUUCAAGCAGGGCCGGCCCAACAAGCAAUACUUGCAUUGAAACCAUUAGGAAGAGAGUUCGUUGA